Molecule: messenger RNA, 615 nt
Organism: Aspergillus clavatus NRRL 1
Lineage: Eukaryota; Fungi; Ascomycota; Eurotiomycetes; Eurotiales; Aspergillaceae
Product: phosphatidylinositol-3,5-bisphosphate binding protein HSV2
Exons: 4
Coding region: 1-615 (204 amino acids)
Biological process (GO): autophagy of mitochondrion; protein localization to phagophore assembly site; protein lipidation
Cellular component (GO): extrinsic component of membrane; phagophore assembly site membrane; cytosol
Molecular function (GO): phosphatidylinositol-3,5-bisphosphate binding; protein binding; phosphatidylinositol-3-phosphate binding
Source: RefSeq, a predicted model, not a curated record
AUGAACACCAGACAGGCUAUUGAUGAGUCCGUGGGACCUUAUUCCCUAUCCACUACCUUCAACAGUGAUAACAGCUGCUUCUCUAUUGGGCUGGAUACCGGGUUUUGUGUCUUCAAUGCGGAUCCAUGUGAAUUGAAAGUAUCAAGAGACUUCAAUGCUGGCAUCGGUUUGGCGGUCAUGCUUGGCCAGUCGAAUUAUCUGGCCAUUGUUGGAGGAGGAAGAAACCCCAAAUUCCCUCAAAAUAAGUUGGUCAUCUGGGAUGACGCCAAACAAAAAGCGGUCAUCACGCUCGAAUUUCAGACAUCCGUACUGGGCGUCCGGCUAUCCAAAUCGCGGAUCGUUGUUGCGUUGCUGAACAGUAUUCACAUCUUUGCAUUUUCUAAUCCUCCGCAGAAGCUCUCAGUGUUCGAGACAACCGACAAUCCAAUAGGUUUGGCCUGUUUGGGACCGACGUUACUUGCCUUCCCAGGACGAUCUCCCGGACAGGUUCAGAUCGUUGAACUUGAGACUGGUAACGUCAGCAUUAUACCUGCUCAUAGCACAUCUCUACGAGCCAUGGCCUUGAGUCCCGAUGGAGACGUGCUGGCAACGGCAAGUGAAGCGGUACAGUCAUAA